Messenger RNA from Nilaparvata lugens (brown planthopper), 1961 nucleotides. Its product is annotated as LETM1 domain-containing protein 1. Gene Ontology annotation, biological process: intracellular monoatomic cation homeostasis. NCBI's taxonomy places the organism in Eukaryota, Metazoa, Arthropoda, Insecta, Hemiptera, Delphacidae. Gene Ontology annotation, cellular component: mitochondrial inner membrane. The record is from RefSeq and is a predicted model, not a curated record. The transcript has 6 exons. Gene Ontology annotation, molecular function: ribosome binding. Bases 156 to 1184 code for a protein of 342 amino acids.
UCACAAUCACAAUCCACAUAAUUAUUCACAAUGCUGUAAUUUCGCUGUCUGUUUUGAAUGUAAUAGCAUUUUCUUUUAUAUCUUUUGAAGUUGGAUAUUAUUCCCCUCACAAAUACAAUCGAGAUAAUCAAAUUGCGCUUGUUAUCGUUGUGACAAUGUAUUUUCUCUGUUCUAAACUUAUUUGUAGGAGCACCAUCAUCAAUUCACAACUAAGAAGUUUGAGAAAACUACACGAUCAAAAUGAAAAACGUAAAAAGAUGCAGUUACAAGCUCUUUCAAGGUACAUGGAAUUCAUCAAACGAUAUACGGACAUUUUGGAUAAAAAUUUCCCCACUGCCAUGCGUUUGUACAGGCAGUUCACUUACGGUGUCAAGGUAUGGCCUCUAGAUAUAAAAACAUUUUAUCUCAUUCACAGUGAGUUUGAAUCUAAUUCUACAAAUAUAUCAAUCAAAAAGUACCAUGGAGAGGCACUUGUUCACCAGGUGAUCGUCGGGUCCUCGCAUAACAUGACCAUACCAUCUCAGCCUGGACUCUUUAAGUUUCUCAGCAAUAGGCGCUACCUUAAAACUGCCACGUACUACUUUCCUCGGCAGCUGUUGACGCGACACUUCUGGUCGCUGCAGCAGAGAUCGGAGUUCGCAAUAAUGGUGCAAAGGAAGAAGCUGAGGUGGUACAAGCCGGUGUUCCGCAGCCUGCAGGCUCAGCUGGAAGUGCUGCAGUCGCACCCCUGCCACAAGGACUGGGAGUAUGUCAUUCGACUGCUGGGCAGUGGUUUGCAUCCCAGUCCAACCACCAUUAUCAAGUGCAAGCCUCUCUUCGCAGAGUCGCCCUACCAUCUCAGACGAUUGUAUCAGAGUCACGCGAGGGCAUUGUUGAAGAUGCACGACAUGCAUACAGGGUGGAGAAGAAGGACGCGAUUGGCGGAGAGAGCUGAGUUCCUGCAACUGAUGGACCAGGCCAUUCUCAGGGAAGGUGGCGUCAACAGACUAACCAUUGAAGAACUCAAAUGGGCGUGCUCAAUCCGUGGCCUCAGUCCUACCAACAUGAAAACCGAAGACAUGAUAACAUGGCUGAAUGCUUGGUUAACAAUCUCCAAGGAAGUAGACGAACACAGCUAUUCGCUUCUGUUGCAUUGCCCCAUCUUACUAUCCUACAAUCAUCCCUCGAAUUGGGUCAUCAGAUAAACCACCAAAAUAAUACUGUGUGAUAUUCUCAUUUUGUGGGCAAUGUUUGCCCCGGUUUUUCUCAUAUACCAAAACAAUGUACAUAGUAGAGUUAGAUAUGAUUGUGAUUUUAUACUUCCAUACGCUUAUCAAUUAUACAAUGUCCUAGAUGAAGUUAUUUAUUUUUAAUGUGUAUAAUAUAGCAAUCAUACUUACACUUCAUUAUUCAUUGAUCAGAAAAUUAUUCAAAAUCACGAUUAUCAUUAAAUACUGGUUUUUGUUUGUAGAUUGAUGCAAAGUUACAAGUGAUGAUUUAUUGUCCACUCAAAUGAGUAACAGAAGAUUUUUCUUUGUUGGAUGUUACAAUGGUAGUGGUUAUUGAUUUUUUUACAUAAAAGACAUGAUUCAACAUGAAGAAAUGUAUUAAAAAUAUAAUUGUUAUAUUAUUUCAAUUCAAUAUGAAGUUGAAAUUAUGUUUCAUAUCAGUAUAAGAAUGAAAGAACUAUUUAAUAGUUGAUUUCCGUGACGAAUCUUACCACUAAUUAAUUGAACCAGACAAGUGCCAUUCAUUAGGUAUUACAAUAUAUGAUUGUUGCUCACUUCAUUGUAUCCUGUAAAAUUUUGUCAAAAUAGUUAUCUUCUUUUUUUAAUGUGUUCUGAUAAAUUGAUUGGAGGUUGAAUUGGUUCCAUAAUCAAAUUAUGGUACCUAUUUUGUGAAAUAUUUGUUAACACUCAGUGUCAUAAGACAGUAUAUUUUUUGUCACGAGAGUAUUCAUUCCAAUUGAUAGAAAAUUUUUU